UUUUCCGAGGAACCAAACAAGGUGUUAAGUAAACGAAAACAAAACCCCCCAAAACCCUAGUUCUUCUUCCUUCCUCAAAACCCUAUCAGGAACCCAAAACCCCAAUCAGGAACCCCAAACCCUAGCGUCAUGAGGCCAUUGGACGAGAAAGAAACCACACAGGUCUUCGAAAAGCUCUUCAAAUUCACAGGAAACAACCUCAAGAACAUCGUCGAGAACCCAUCACACGAAGGCCCCGACCCAGACCCAGGUCGAUACUGCUUCCGGUUGCAGAAGAACAGAGUCCACUACGUGAGCGAGUCCCUGGUCAAGCGAGCCACCAACAUCAAGCGCGAAAAGCUUGUUUCGUUGGGUACCCAAGUGGGCAAAUUCACCAAAGGAGGUAGCUUUCACUUGACCAUUCAGUGCCUUAAUCUGUUGGCUACCAAUGCCAAGCACAAGGUCUGGCUCAAACCCACCUCGGAGAUGUCGUUCUUGUACGGGAAUCAUGUCUUGAAAGGUGGGUUGGGGAGGAUAACGGAGAAUAUUGUUGCUGGGGAUGGGGUGGUGGUGUUUUCAAUGGCGGAUGUGCCAUUGGGUUUCGGAAUCGCUGCGAAGUCAACCCAGGAUUGUAGGAAGAUGGACCCAAAUGGGAUUGUUGUGCUGCACCAGGCUGAUAUUGGGGAGUACUUGAGAAUGGAGGAUGAUCUGUGAAAAAGGGUAGUUGAUUGUCAUCAUUUGGUGGUUUUGGCAAGUAUUGGUAAGUGGGCUGGGUUUGAUGUUGGGGGGAUAAAUUUGGAUCCUUUUCUGUCGGUGUUGAGCAAUUAUGUAGCUUUACUUUAUAUAGUUCUGUAUGUGGGAUUUAUUUUCUUUUGAUAUUUAAAAGCUUUUUUAACAUGAUUACGAUGAUUAGCUUCAAGUUUGAAAUGCUUCGUUUUGGCAUAGUUGCUUUUUGAAAUGUACUUUGGCAUUCAUGUGCCUCAGAUGAUACCUUCUGUCUUCUGUCACAUUUCUUAUAAUGGGAAAUCUAGAAAGUCUUUACUGUCUUAA
Molecule: messenger RNA, 1029 nt
Organism: Rhododendron vialii
Lineage: Eukaryota; Viridiplantae; Streptophyta; Magnoliopsida; Ericales; Ericaceae
Exons: 2
Coding region: 130-693 (187 amino acids)
Biological process (GO): ribosome assembly; ribosomal large subunit biogenesis
Cellular component (GO): nucleolus; nucleus; preribosome, large subunit precursor
Molecular function (GO): RNA binding
Source: RefSeq, a predicted model, not a curated record